This is a messenger RNA of Penicillium coprophilum, 6414 nucleotides long. RefSeq names its product polyketide synthase alb1 (gene pksP). The record is from RefSeq and is a predicted model, not a curated record. Gene Ontology annotation, biological process: secondary metabolite biosynthetic process; fatty acid biosynthetic process. NCBI's taxonomy places the organism in Eukaryota, Fungi, Ascomycota, Eurotiomycetes, Eurotiales, Aspergillaceae. The coding region runs from base 1 to 6414 and encodes 2137 amino acids. The transcript has 5 exons. Gene Ontology annotation, molecular function: fatty acid synthase activity; 3-oxoacyl-[acyl-carrier-protein] synthase activity; phosphopantetheine binding.
AUGGAAGGCCCCAGUCAGGUGUAUCUCUUCGGAGACCAGACUGCGGAUUUCGACUCAGGUCUUCGCCGUCUACUGCAUGCAAAGAAUGAUUCGCUUGUGGUGGCCUUCUUUGAAAAGACUUACCAUGCGUUGCGCAAGGAAAUUACUUCGCUUCCGCCAUCUGAGCGCCUGGUGUUUCCCAGAUUUACCAGUAUUGUUGACCUUCUUGCGAGGUUCAAGCAGUCAGGGCCAAACCCAGCUCUGGAGAGCGCUUUAACGGCUAUUUAUCAAUUAGGAUGUUGCAUUCACUACUACGGCGAUUUGGGCCAUGCUUAUCCCUCAGGUGAUGAUAACUGCAUCAUUGGUCUUUGCACAGGCCAGCUCGCAUCUGCGGCUGUGAGCUCUUCAAGGACUGUCGGGGAGCUCAUUCCGGCUGCCGUUGAGACUGUGGUUGUUGCCUUGAGACUGGGAAUGUGCGUUCUGAAAGUACAAGAGCUCAUAGAAUCAAGUAAAUCGGCAACUUCAAGCUGGUCUGUAUUGGUUCAUGGUAUCCGUGAGCCCGAGGCCCAGGAAUUGAUUCAGCAAUAUGCGAAAAAGAAUGCUUUGCCCCGCGUUUCCCGGCCUUAUGUCAGCGCAGUCAGCCCUAAUGGACUUACAGUCAGUGGUCCUCCGACUUUCCUCGGUCGUUUCAUUGAGGAUUAUCUCUCGAAGGAGCACAAGCCUACAAGGGUUCCAAUCCAUGGCCCUUAUCAUGCCCCGCAUCUGUAUGAUGACAGAGACAUUAAUCGAAUCAUGGAAUCUUGGCCAACCGAUCAGUUCAUGACCUACGUGCCUCAGAUCCCUGUGCUGUCAACUCAGACAGGUAAGCAAAUUCAAGCUGACGGCCUCGAAGAGCUCUUGAAAUUUUCUCUUCAGGAGAUUCUGCAAGGACAGCUCUGUUGGGACAAAGUCAUUGAAUCCUGCCAAUCAGCCUUGCAAUGCGCCACAAGAUGCACUCUUUACCCAGUUUCAAGCAAUGCAACCCAGAGCAUAUUUAACGCAUUGAAAAAAGCUGGAGUCCCCAAUCUGGAGAUUGACAGCACAAUGGGUGACGUUCAAAAGGAUUCUGAGGAGAAUAACCGCACUGGCCGCGCUGAGCAGUCUAAGAUUGCAAUCAUCGGUCUUUCCGGGAGAUUCCCAGAAGCACCGGACACCGAAGCAUUCUGGGAUCUUUUGAAAAAAGGACUCGACGUCCACCGCGAGGUCCCCCCAGAGCGAUGGGAUGUCAAGGCUCACGUCGACAGGGAAGGAAAGAUCAGAAACACCAGUCAAGUGGAAUAUGGAUGCUGGUAUAACGACGCUGGAAUGUUUGAUCCUCGGUUCUUCAAUAUGUCUCCUCGUGAAGCGCUUCAAGCAGACCCCGCUCAGCGGUUGGCACUUCUUACUGCUUAUGAGGCUUUAGAGAUGGCAGGCUUCAUACCUGAUAGCACUCCCUCUACACAGAAGAACCGUGUGGGUGUCUUCUAUGGAAUGACCAGUGAUGACUAUCGUGAGGUCAACAGCGGUCAGGAUAUUGAUACCUACUUCAUCCCUGGUGGUAACCGUGCUUUUACUCCCGGUCGCAUCAAUUACUAUUUCAAGUUUAGCGGCCCUAGUGUCAGUGUGGACACAGCUUGCUCCUCCAGUCUUGCAGCAAUUCAUGUCGCCUGUAAUUCCCUAUGGAGGAAUGAAAGUGAUUCUGCCGUGGCCGGUGGCGUCAAUAUCUUGACAAAUCCUGACAACCAUGCUGGUCUUGACCGUGGACAUUUCCUCUCAAGGACUGGAAACUGCACCACCUUCGAUGAUGGGGCUGAUGGCUACUGCAGAGCAGAUGGAAUUGGCUCCAUUGUUUUGAAGAGACUCGAGGAUGCCCAGGCGGAUAAUGAUCCGAUCUAUGGUAUUAUUGGAGGAGCUUACACCAAUCACUCCGCAGAGGCUGUGUCAAUUACUCGGCCUCAUGUAGGAGCACAAUCCUUCAUCUUUGACAAGCUUCUGAACGAGUCCAACAGCGAUCCCAAAGAGAUCAGCUAUAUUGAAAUGCACGGAACUGGCACCCAGGCAGGUGAUGCGGUGGAGAUGCAAUCGGUUCUUGAUGUCUUCGCCCCGGACUACCGUCGUGGGCCCGCUCAAUCCCUUCACCUUGGUUCAGCAAAGUCAAAUGUUGGCCAUGGAGAGUCCGCUUCUGGUGUCACAGCUCUUAUCAAGGUGUUAAUGAUGAUGCAAAAGAACAUGAUUCCCCCUCACUGCGGUAUCAAGACCAAGAUCAACCACAAUUUCCCGACAGAUUUCCCCCAGCGAAACGUGCACAUUGCACUUGAGCCUACCCCCUGGAACAGGCCGGUCGGUGGCAAGCGAAAGACUUUUGUUAACAAUUUCUCGGCCGCUGGUGGCAACACGGCUCUGAUGGUCGAGGAUGGCCCCCUCAAUGAGGUGAAUGUGGACGACACCCGGUCUGCCCAUCCUGUGGUUGUCUCAGCACGGUCUCAGUCUGCACUGAAGAAUAAUAUCUCUGCUCUCGUGCAGUAUAUUGACACAAACAAGAACUCUUUUAAUGUCAACGAGGCCAGCCUCCUUGCCAACCUGUCUUAUACAACUACGGCGAGGCGCAUUCAUCAUCCCUUCAGAGUCGCUGUUACUGGAUCGACUUUGGAUGAAGUCAGGAGUGCUUUGGCUCCUAUUGUCAACAGAGACAGCAUCAGUCCCGCGCCUGUCAAUCCACCUGGUGCCGGCUUCGUCUUUACCGGACAGGGGGCUCAAUACACAGGCAUGGGACACGAACUAUUUGAAAACUGCUCCCAGUUCCGUGCCAACAUUGAGCACUUGGAUUGUAUUGGCCAGAGCCAGGGGUUCCCAUCUAUUGUGCCCCUUAUCGACGGGAGUGUGCCAAUUGAAGAACAUAGCCCGGUUGUUACCCAACUCGGAACUACCUGUGUGCAGAUGGCACUGACCAAGUACUGGACUUCUUUGGGUGUUAUGCCUACCUUUGUCAUGGGCCACAGCCUGGGCGAGUUUGCUGCGCUAAAUGCUGCAGGUGUCUUGACAACCAGUGACACCAUCUACCUCGCUGGGCGGAGAGCCCAACUUCUCACCGAGAAGAUCAAGGUCGGAACACACGCUAUGCUUGCUGUAAAAUCUUCAGUAUCACAGAUCAAGCAGUUCCUUGAUGAGACUACCGAGGUUGCUUGUAUCAAUGCGCCUAGCGAAACUGUAAUCAGCGGUGCAAGUGAGAGAAUUGACGACCUUGCACGCCUUCUUACCAACGAAGGAUUCAAGGCAACCAAGCUGAAUGUACCUUUUGCUUUCCAUUCAGCUCAAGUUGAGCCUAUCCUUGAGAGCUUGGCCGAGAUUGGAAAGGGUGUCACUUUCAAUAAGCCCUCCAUUCCCUUCGUAUCUGCCCUUCUUGGAGACGUCAUCAAUGAGACCAACAGCGAGCUGCUUGGCCCCAGCUACCUUGCCCGCCACUGCCGGGAGACUGUCAAUUUCCUGGGUGCACUGGAAGCUACCCGGCACUCCAACUUGAUGAAUGACAAGACUCUGUGGGUUGAGAUUGGCUCUCAUCCCGUCUGCUCCGGAAUGGUCAAAGCAACCUUCGGUCCACAGGCAACUACUGUGACUUCUCUGCGCCGCCAGGAAGAUACGUGGAAGGUUUUGUCUAACAGCCUUUCAACUCUCUAUCUGGCUGGGAUUGAGCUUGGAUGGAAGGAGUAUCACCAGGACUUCACUGCUGCACACAGAGUCCUCCCACUCCCAUCCUACAAAUGGGAUCUCAAGAACUACUGGAUCCCAUACACCAAUAACUUCUGUCUUUUGAAGGGUGCACCAGCAGCACCAGUAGCUGAUGCAACGCCAGUCUCCGUGUUCUUGUCAUCAGCAGCACAAAAGGUUUUGGAGACGAGUGGUGAUAAUUCGUCGGCCUUCAUCGUCAUCGAGAACGACAUCGCUGAUCCCGAGCUCAAUCGCGUCAUUGCAGGCCACAAAGUGAACGGUGCCUGUCUUACUCCAUCGUCAUUGUACGCCGAUAUUGCACAAACACUCGGCGAAUACUUAGUUCAAAACUACAAGCCGGAGUGGAAAGAUCGCGGCUUUGAUAUCUGCAACGUGGUGGUCCCCAAGCCGCUUAUUGCAAAGGGAGGCAAGCAACUUUUCCGUGUCUCAGCCACUGCAAACUGGGCCGAGGAAAGUGCCAAGGUGCAGGUGUGGUCUGUGACCCCAGAGGGAAAGAAGAUUCUUGACCACGCCACUUGCGACAUCAAGUUCUUUGAUCCACUUCCUUACGAGCUCGAGUGGAAGCGCAGCUCUUAUCUCAUCAAGCGAAGCAUCGAACAUCUUCAAGAAAGCACGAUAUCCGGCCAGGCUCAUCGCAUGAAGCGGGGAAUGGUCUACAAGCUCUUUGCUUCUCUAGUCGAUUAUGACGAGAAUUACAAAUCCAUUCGCGAAGUCAUCCUCGAUAGUGAACAACACGAGGCUACCGCUCUUGUCAAAUUUGAAGCCCCGCCAGGCAACUUCCACCGCAAUCCAUUCUGGAUCGACAGCAUUGGCCACUUGUCGGGCUUCAUUAUGAAUGCUAGUGAUAACACCGAUUCGAAGAACCAAGUGUUCGUCAAUCAUGGAUGGGAUUCGAUGCGAUGCCUGAAGAAGUUCGAUCCUAGUGUCACUUACCGCACUUAUGUGAGGAUGCAACCCUGGAAAGACUCAAUUUGGGCAGGUGAUGUCUAUAUGUUUGAGGGAGAUGACAUCGUCGCUGUGUACGGUGGUGUUAAGUUCCAAGCUCUGGCACGGAAGAUCCUUGACAUGGCUCUUCCUCCUGGUGGAGGAGCUCCAGCGCCCAGGCCAGCCGCCAAGCGUGUUCCUGGUCCCAUCGAUGUUCAGAAGGCAAAGCCUACCGCGGCCAAAAAGGCUUCACCUUCGCCGAAAUCUACAAAGCCAAAUCUGGCUUCUCGCGCUCUUGGAAUCCUCGCCGAAGAGGUCGGACUUUCAGCUGCUGAGCUGACUGAUGAGCUCAACUUCGCUGAUUACGGAGUUGACUCUCUCCUCUCGCUGACUGUCACUGGGCGAUACCGUGAGGAGAUGGGAAUCGACCUUGACUCCUCUGUCUUCGUGGAUAAUCCAACAGUGAAAGACUUCAAACGUCUCAUUGCUCAAAUGGGCCCUGCUGAAAGCAGUGAUGGAUCAAGCAGCGAAGGCGACAUGUCCUCCGCCGCGUCGGAGAGCAGCCUCUCGUCUCCAAACACCAGUGGCCUACCCACUCCUGCAGAUGAGAAGUCGAUGGCACACGGAUUGCAGGAACAAAACGACAGUAUGAGGCAGAUCACUGCAAUUUUGGCCGAGGAGAUCGGCGUUGACCCCGGGGAGCUCAGCGGCGACGCAAACCUUGGUGAGAUGGGUCUGGACUCAUUGAUGUCACUCACAGUUCUUGGUAAGAUCCGUGAAGACCUUGAUCUUGACCUUCCCGGAGAGUUCUUUAUCGAGAACCAAACCCUCGAUGAUAUCGAGACUACCUUGGAUCUGAAGCCCAAGUCCGCCCCCGCAGAGCCAAUCAGACUUCCUAAAGAAAUCCCCGUUCCAGUGGUAGCUUCCAACACUGCCCCUAAGCACCCGCCUGCGACUUCGAUCCUCCUGCAAGGAAACCCUAAGACAGCAACCCAGAGUUUGUUUUUGUUCCCUGAUGGCUCAGGUUCUGCUACCUCAUAUGCUACCAUCCCUGGCAUUUCCCCCGAUGUGUGUGUCUAUGGACUGAACUGCCCAUAUAUGCGCACCCCGGAGAAUCUCAAGUUCAGUCUCGAUGAGCUCACAGCUCCAUAUGUUGCUGAGAUCAGACGUCGUCAGCCCACUGGCCCAUACAACUUCGGUGGCUGGUCCGCCGGUGGUAUUUGCGCCUACGAUGCGGCGCGCCAAUUGAUAUUCAAUGAAGGCGAGCGUGUCGAGCGCCUACUCCUCCUGGACUCACCCUUCCCCAUUGGAUUGGAGAAGCUACCUCCUCGUCUGUAUAGCUUCUUCGACACAAUCGGACUGUUUGGAGAGGGCAAGGCACCUCCACCUAAGUGGCUCCUUCCUCACUUCUUGGCUUUCAUCGACUCUCUAGAUGCUUACAAGGCGGUUCCAUUCCCCUAUGAAGACCCCAAGCUGGCUGAAAAGCUCCCCAAGACCUUCAUGGUCUGGGCCAAGGAUGGUGUCUGCUCCAAGCCGGGUGAUACCCGCCCUGCACCAGCUCCGGAUGGUAGUGCAGACCCUCGUGAGAUGCUCUGGUUGCUCAACAAUCGCACUGACCUCGGUCCAAAUGGUUGGGAUACUCUUGUCGGGCCCAAGCAAGUUGGCGGAAUUACCGUUAUGGAGGGUGCCAAUCAUUUCACCAUGACACGUGGCGAGAAGGCCAGUGAGUUGGCUGCAUUCAUUGCCAACUCAAUGGCUUCGGUGUAA